AUGUCGCUGCCUAUGCUUGUGAAUGGCGCAGAUUGUGGGCCCAUAAACCCCUUACGGGGGCUCUCGAAGCAGUUCGACCGGGAUCGGGGGAUUCAGCAGGACCACUUCGGGACUGGGCGUGCAGGCCCUUCUCGAGAGGCAUUCCGCUCGCAAUAUUCUGCAGCGGCAGGUUCUAGCCAAGAGGCCGCCCAGUUCUUCUCACCAGUGCAUUCUCCACUUGCCCUGGCCACAGGGCCUCCUGCGUUUGACCUCUCGGCACUGCAUGCCUCGCUCCCCGCAUCCCAAUCCCAUUCACCUGCCGCACUAACUCCUCAGAGGCAGACACCACUGUCUCCUGCGUCUUGGGCCGCCGACUUCCUUCAGCACCCUGUGAAGCAUUCACCGGAUCUACAGCUGCCCGCAAGUGCUCUCGCCCAAAGCCAGUCAGCCAGCGCACAGAGCGAAUCAAAUGUACAGCUGCACUCGACGUAUUCUCCCAAUGGGAUGGCUACGAAUCUUCGGUCUUGGGGCCCGUUGGCUAUGAGCUAUGGCAUGAAUAGCUUCGCUUCCAUGUCCGCGCCGCCAUUUGCGAUGCCCAUACAAAAGGCAGGACAGGACGUCAACGCUUCACAGUGGGAUCAGGUAUUCCUAUCACAAGAGCCGGCUGGCCAGCAAGUCGUCACACCAGAGGCCGCACCUGCAGUAGAGCAGAAGAGUCCUGAGCAAUCCCGUCAAGAUGCCGACGAGCUAGCACGAACCGCGGGACGGCUCAUGGAGACUCUACGGCAUGAGGAGAACCCGAAAUUCAAAAACAGCGAGUUCAUGGGACUCAUGCGCCAGCUGCGAGAUGGUGACGUUGUCGUAGACGGUAACACAAUGGUACCAAAGGAGGAAGCAGCCCCGCGUGCCUCUGAAGCCCCGGACGUGAAAGGCAAGGGGCGUGCUACCGAUCUCCGCAUGCCCCUGGGAGACAACGCACUCAUGACGGGGCCCACCCCAUGGUCGUCACAAACCCAGCCUGUCCGCACUGAUCGUGUUCAGAUUGACUCUGCGUCGACGAGUGAAGGUUAUCAAGAGAGCCCAAUUGACGCAUAUCUGCGCGAGGAAAACGAGACCUACAUUGAGUUCCAGCGACAAGCGUCGCGGAAUGUUAGCCAGCCGCCGCUUGACAUGGCCUACGCUCAGGACGCAGAUUGGGGCAGACUACAACGCGACUGGGAUCUCUUUGAAGCCACUGCCACUGGCGUUAGGCCUCUUACACAUUAUCAAUUCCAGCCACACAAUCCCUAUUUGUUGGGUGAAGCGUCUCGAACGAGACACCAUUUUAUGCACGCGGAUAUGAGAAGCACUCUAUUCGAGAACGUGCUGGAGACAGAAGCAGCAGCACAGCGCGAUCCAACGAACGCCCAGCGUUGGUUCGAACUGGGGGUCAAGCAACAGGAAAAUGAGCGUGAACAGAAGGCGGUGCAGGCCCUGCGGCGAGCACUGGAGCUUGAACCCUCUCACCUUCCGUCAUGGUUGGCUCUCGCAAUCUCGUACACGAACGAGAGUAACAGGCGCGGUGCCUACUACGCGAUACGGGAGUGGGUAGACCGGAACGAGCUGUAUCGCCCCGUGGUUGAGCAGUUUCGCGCAUUGAACCCAGAGGCCGAAGACAUGGUCCAAUCGGACCGUCUCGCGAACCUGGUGCAGUGCUUGAUAGAGGCGGCGCGGAGCGACACCAGCGGAGCGAUCGAUGCUGAUCUCCAGAUUGCGCUGGCAGUGCUCCUAAAUACCAGCGAGGAUUAUUCCAAGGCGCAGGAUUGCUUCACCACUGCGCUGGCAGUGCGGCCAGAUGACUGGCUUCUAUACAACCGUGUGGGUGCUACGCUAGCGAACAACGGGAACCCCGAGGAGGCGCUACAGUACUACUACCGCGCGCUUGAGCUGAACCCUACGUACAUCCGUGCUAAGUUCAACCUUGGAAUAUCCUGUAUCAACCUUCGACGCUACGAGGAGGCUGCUCACCAUAUUUUGGACGCCCUCGUGCUGCAAGACGGAGACAGCAUUUACGAGAGAGGCGGCAGCGGUGAUAAGCGGGGUGUGACCUCGCAUACAUUGUGGGAAAGCCUCAAGACCUGUUGCUUACAUCUGCAGCGGAUCGACCUUGCCACUCUGUGUGACCGCGAGGACCUUGAAGCCUUCCGUCUCAAUUUCGUGUUAUCGUGA
Messenger RNA from Postia placenta MAD-698-R-SB12, 2187 nucleotides. RefSeq lists its product as hypothetical. Gene Ontology annotation, molecular function: protein binding. Gene Ontology annotation, biological process: protein import into peroxisome matrix, docking. Lineage: Eukaryota; Fungi; Basidiomycota; Agaricomycetes; Polyporales; Adustoporiaceae. The transcript is spliced from 11 exons. Gene Ontology annotation, cellular component: cytosol; peroxisomal membrane. The record is from RefSeq and is a predicted model, not a curated record. The coding region runs from base 1 to 2187 and encodes 728 amino acids.